AUGGAGAAUGUGAACCUUAUGAAGAGAGAUGAUAUAGACAGCUAUACUUGCAGCAGUUGGUGCAGAUUUCCGUUAUAUGAAUCGAAUUUUGGAUGGGGAAAGCCAGCAUGGGUCUUCAUCCCUAGUACAGAUCAGAAGAACCUUACUGUAUUGCUGGAUGCAAGAGAUGGCCAUGGAAUUGAAGCCUCCUUAACUUUCAAGGAAGAAGACCUGGCCAUAUUUGCAAGCAAUGAGGAGCUCUGCGUCAAUAUGCAACUUUGA
Molecule: messenger RNA, 261 nt
Organism: Prunus armeniaca (apricot)
Lineage: Eukaryota; Viridiplantae; Streptophyta; Magnoliopsida; Rosales; Rosaceae
Source: the annotation of a GenBank genome assembly